Molecule: messenger RNA, 957 nt
Organism: Talaromyces proteolyticus
Lineage: Eukaryota; Fungi; Ascomycota; Eurotiomycetes; Eurotiales; Trichocomaceae
Product: scaffold protein Nfu/NifU N terminal-domain-containing protein
Exons: 3
Coding region: 1-957 (318 amino acids)
Biological process (GO): iron-sulfur cluster assembly
Cellular component (GO): mitochondrion
Molecular function (GO): iron-sulfur cluster binding; iron ion binding
Source: RefSeq, a predicted model, not a curated record
AUGUCGACACAACAAGCAUCACGGACACUGAUCAAGCGCGCGCUCCAAUCCUCGCAGCGCUCCAUUCGGGAGCCCGAGGUCCUGCGAUUUCCAACACGCAGAUCCAUCCAUUAUAUUCGCACAGUCUCUGCUAUCACCCCAUCAGACAACCGUCGCAGGCCGACCCUUCGUCCAACAUACCAGCCACUGGGUUUAUCGAAAAUCAACGAGCCCUCGACGGGCAACAAACGCACUAUUUUCAUUCAGACAGAGUCGACGCCGAACCCAGAUGCGCUCAAAUUCCUUCCUAACCAUCCUGUCUUGCCGGAGAAUUUCCCAACACCGUUCCUCGAGUAUCUAUCGCCGCGAUCGACCCUCGCCCCGCCGCAUCCGUCGCCAUUGGCAGCUAAGUUGUUGAAUGUCGACGGCAUAUCGUCUGUAUUCUACGGGCCCGAAUUUAUCACAGUAACCAAGUCCAGCGAUGCGAACUGGGCGCAUAUCAAACCAGAAAUCUUCAGUUUAAUCACCGAAGUGGUCACAUCAGGGGAGAACAUCGUGAAUACGGUAGAGCGAGCCGCAGGCGAAAAUGCCCAGGAAGGGGGUAGUGAGGAUACACUGGGAUAUAAUGAGGAGGAUGACGAGGUCGUUGGCAUGAUCAAGGAGCUGCUAGAAACCCGCAUCCGCCCUGCCAUUCAAGAAGACGGAGGCGACAUUGAAUUCCGUGGCUUCGAGAACGGAGUGGUGUUGUUGAAGCUCCGCGGUGCCUGCCGUACAUGCGACUCGAGCACCGUUACGCUGAAGAAUGGAAUUGAGUCCAUGCUCAUGCAUUAUAUUGAGGAGGUUCAAGGCGUGCAGCAAGUCCUCGACCAAGAGGAGGAGGUCUCGAUGCAUGAGUUUUCCAAAUUCGAAGAAAAGCUGCGACAGCAAAAAGGGCCUAGUGCUACGGCAUCGUCUCCGCUGGACAGCGCUGGGGCGUGA